Messenger RNA from Miscanthus lutarioriparius, 1398 nucleotides. The record is from the annotation of a GenBank genome assembly. Lineage: Eukaryota; Viridiplantae; Streptophyta; Magnoliopsida; Poales; Poaceae.
AUGAAGGUUUACACCUUAUCCUGCCUGCUGCUCCUCAGCACUCUCUCUCUCACACUGGCAGUGGCAGCACAGCCUGACGCCGGCAGCCUCGAUGGAGCCACGGUAGCCGUGCAAGAGCUCGACCGUGUCCUGUCGCUGCCCGGGCAGCCGAGCUACUCGUCUGCAUCCAAGCAGUACGCUGGGUACGUCACGACCGAUGAGUACCUAGGCAAGGCACUGUUCUAUUGGUUCUUCGAGGCCACGGCCAAGCCUGAGGAGAAGCCACUGGUCCUGUGGCUGAACGGAGGGCCUGGCUGUUCUUCCAUUGGGUUUGGACAGUCACAAGAACUUGGGCCAUUCCUGGUGAAGAAAGAUGUUACUGAGCUUGAGCUCAACCCGUAUGCUUGGAAUCAAGCUGCCAAUCUGCUGUUCCUGGACUCUCCAGCAGGCGUUGGAUUUUCGUACACAAACACGUCCUUUGAAGAGGAUCCGCCGGGAGACAAUUCCACAGCACACGGUUCAUACACUUUCCUCGUCAGGUGGUUCCAGAGGUUCCCCCAGCACAAAGCCAAGGAGUUCUACAUCGCUGGAGAGAGCUACGCCGGACAUUACGUUCCCCAGCUUGCAAACGUCAUUCUGGAGGAGAACAAGAAGGCCUCCAAAGAAAAUUACAUCAACUUCAAAGGCAUCUUGAUUGGAAACGCGUACAUGGACGGGGACACUGAUCUGGUGGGGAUCUUCGACUCGUUGUGGCAUCACGCCAUCAUCUCCGACAAAUUCUACAGCGACGUCCAGAAGAACUGCGACUUCAGCCUGGUCGACCUGUCUCCGGAGUGCAACGCGGACAUCGACCAGUACACCGCGCUCUACAAGAUCAUCGACAUCUACAGCCUGUACACCGAUCGGUGCGAUCUCGGGUACCCGGAUUUCAACUACUCGAUCUCGGCGCAAAUCGGGGGUACCAGCAGCGGCCGUACGUACGCGACUGAAUAUUUCAACCGCAAGGACGUGCAGAAGGCGCUGCACGCAAAUGUCACUGGCGUGCCUUAUCCCUAUUCGCUUUGCCGCAAUUCGAUCAGCAACGCAUGGAAAGAUUCUGACUUGACAGUCGUUCCAGUAGUCAAGAAGCUGGUGGAGGCAGGGCUCCGGAUAUGGAUUUUCAGCGGCGACACAGACGCAAGAAUCCCUACCACGUCAACCCGGUAUACGCUGAAGAAGCUUGGCUUGCCCAUCAAAGAGGACUGGUCGCCGUGGUUCCAUCGCAAGCAGGUUGGCGGCUGGACUGUGGUGUACGAUGGCCUGACAUUUGUCACCGUGAGAGGAGCCGGGCACAUGGUUCCGUCCACGCAGCCGGUGCAAGCGCUUGAGCUGUUCAAGCACUUCCUGGCCAACACGAACCUGCCCUCCAAGCCCUUCUAG